This is a messenger RNA of Olea europaea var. sylvestris, 747 nucleotides long. RefSeq names its product bZIP transcription factor 44-like. The transcript has a single exon. Gene Ontology annotation, molecular function: transcription cis-regulatory region binding; DNA-binding transcription factor activity. The record is from RefSeq and is a predicted model, not a curated record. Gene Ontology annotation, biological process: positive regulation of DNA-templated transcription. The coding region runs from base 107 to 586 and encodes 159 amino acids. Lineage: Eukaryota; Viridiplantae; Streptophyta; Magnoliopsida; Lamiales; Oleaceae. Gene Ontology annotation, cellular component: nucleus.
CGACUUCCAAAAAUAAGGUCGUGUGCAUUUGGAUCAACUUAAUUUGUGUUGAUUUGCUUAUUUUCUUCGCAUAAGCUGGGAUUAGGACUUGAUCUGUAACAGUUUCAUGGCUUCAUCUAGUGGGACAUCAUCAGGUUCAUCUGGGGUUCAGAACUCUGGUUCUGAAGAAGAUCUUCAGCAAUUGAUGGAUCAGAGAAAGAGGAAGAGAAUGAUUUCGAACCGGGAAUCAGCACGGCGAUCCCGGCUGCGAAAACGGAAGCAAUUGGAUGAUCUAAUGGCAGAAGAGGCUAAAUUUAGGAUGGAAAAUAAUCAGAUUAUCUCAAGACUGAAUAUCACCACUCAGCAUUAUCUCAACAUGGAGGCUGAGAAUUCAAUUCUCAGAGCUCAAGUGACUGAACUCAGCCAGAGACUGCAAUCUCUCAAUGAAAUCAUAAGUUUCUUGAAUGCUAACAAUGGUGGUUUUGGCAUUGAGGAGAAUCAUUCAAUUGCAGGUUCUGCUUAUAAUAACUUCAUGAACCAAUCUUGCAAUUCUCUCUUUUUCAAUCAGCAGCCUAUUGUGGGUAUGCCAGAUUUCUUGCAGUAUUGAUUUGCGCACUUCUUUGGCUUAUUUGGAAAGUUGGACAUGACAAUGUUAAGAAUCAGUAUUGUGCACUAAACUUGUAGCGGAUGAAGAUUUUCCAUUGGUGUAAAUCUAAAUUUAUGAAGAAAUAAUGAAAUUGGAGGGGUGUUGACUUCUUUGGUUUUCAA